Molecule: messenger RNA, 1842 nt
Organism: Tetrahymena thermophila SB210
Lineage: Eukaryota; Ciliophora; Oligohymenophorea; Hymenostomatida; Tetrahymenidae
Exons: 7
Source: RefSeq, a predicted model, not a curated record
AUGUGCAUACUUUACUUAUUUAUUUAUUCAUUUAUAAUUUUCAUUCAAAAAAAGCUAAUAUAUUGUUAAAAAAAUUAUUUAUACCAUUAAUUUAUAAAAUAAGUUGCUUAAUAGAAGUUAUUCAAGUAAAAAUUCAUAUUUAGCCAAUAACAAUAAGCAAAUAAGUUAAUUACUGAAAUGAUAUUGUAGCGCGAAGGAAGAGAAGUAGAUGAAGCGACUUAUAUUAAGAGCUCAGAUGCUAUGCAAAGGAUGUAAAGAAUAGCAGAUAGAUUGAUAAGUGUAACCCCAGAGAUAUCAAAAUUUCUUCCUUAAGAUAGUGUUCUGCGCACAAACAAAAUAUCUGCAAUAUAAAAUAAAAAUGAAGUCUUGUAAUAAAAUAUAAAUAACAAAAACCUAUAAAAAAUAAGAGAAAUUACUACAGGAUUACCUCCAAUGAAAGCAGAAAUGAGCUCAGAAGAUGUUAGAUAAAGAGCAUUAGAUAUAGAGCAGCUACUUGAAACAUAGAAGUAAGAAAAUGAGAAAUUAAAAAACGAUCUUGAAAAUAGGAAAGAUAGAUAUGUCCAAAGAGAGUUGGAAUAUAGAAAGAUUAUUGAAGAACUGUAAAAUGAAAUAAGAUAAAAGGCAGUUCUUGAUUUAAAUGAAGCAAAAAAGAUGGAAUUAGCUACUAGAUACCAUCAAGAAAUAUUAGAUAGAAUUUCAAAACUACAAGUUAAAACAUCUAAUGUUCUCAUUGAUUAAGAGAAAACAGUUAUAAGAUUUUUUAAUGAUAAAAUUUAAGAAAUUAAGAAAUAGUUUGAAGAUGAACGUAUAAAAAAGGGAAAAAAAGAUCAAGAUUACAUUUAAAGAGAAAAUUAACUUAUAUCUGAAUUAGAAUGGAUUGAGAACAUAGCUUAAAAAAUUGAUAAUGAAAAUAUAAAUUUGAUGAAAAAAUUUAUGGACUUAUAGGCUCAAUAUUAAACCUAAGAGAACGAUAGAGACAUGCUCCUAAAAGAACUCAUUAUGAAGAAAAAAUAAAAUGCUAUUUUGAAAAGUUAAAUUGAGAAUUAUGAAAAAAUGCUCAGCUAAGUUCAAAAAGAAGAAGAAAACGAGGAACAAGAAGAAAGAAAUAAAAAUUAGAUUUCACAUUUGGAUAAUUAGAAUAAUUUUUUACAAUAAUCCAAUCAUAAUUAAUCUUAAUAGGAUGACAUUUCUGUAGCUUCUUCAAAAAAAAAAUCAUUAAAUUAAUCUUAAAAUAUUAGAAUAAGAACCACAAAAUCUACGAAUUGGGUGAUGAAAAAGUAUCAAUAGCAGCAAAACAGCGAUUAAAAAGAUACCUCUCAAUUAUAAAAAAGUACAUAGUUUAAAUAAAAUUACAAUAUUGUAAACAAUCCUAAUAUGGAUCAAAGUAGCCUCCAAUUGUAAAUAAAUGAAAAAAAAAUUAAAGAAAUAUAAGCCCAAUUAAGACAAGAAUAAAAAAGAAUUAGAGAAUUAAAGCAAUCAUAUGUGAAAGAAUUGUUACAAAAAUCAGAUUUAGAAAAAAUUAUUAGAAAAAGUGUAGAAGAUAUCAAAGAGGAAAUCAUUUAAUUGAAAGGAGAAAAUAGAGUAAUUUUAAAUAGUUAAGAAUCUCAAGUUAUUCGUGAUAAGAGAGAUAUUAUGAUUGACAAACUCUUAAAUAAUGAAAAAAUAUUAACUCUUAUAUAUGAUAAAACUUUCUACCCAGAAUCUAAAAAUAUCGAUGCCAACUUCCCUGAUGAAGAUAUCGAUCCAGAGAUCCUUGCUUUAAGGCUAAGCAAAAAGACAUAGCAAGAUAACAAAAUAUAUAAUUUAAAUGAAAUAGAUCAUGACAUCGAAUAGUUGGAAUGA